Messenger RNA from Schistosoma spindalis, 360 nucleotides. The record is from the annotation of a GenBank genome assembly. NCBI's taxonomy places the organism in Eukaryota, Metazoa, Platyhelminthes, Trematoda, Strigeidida, Schistosomatidae.
AUGGAAGAAAACGCGGGCAACCAACCAGCUAAAGAUAUGAGUUUCAAAGAAGGGGAAAAAAUAAAAUUAAAUCUGAAUACCCGUCGUACAGGGGAUGAUCCGAAUCCCAAAUCAAAAGUUACCCGCCCCCUUACUUAUGGAUUAUCAAGUGGUCUACUGCCCCCUCCUCCGCCACCGGCAGUUUCUCGGUCUCGUGGUAGUCGCGUUGUAGGAGAUACCGCCCCGUUAUCUGGUAACUUAUUGGACAGUGACCCGUCACAACCAAACUAUACAAAUACUGUGUGCACACCGAAUGUUCCAUCAACCACUUCAAACGUCGACCUUCUAAGUGAUUUCCUCGGGAAUUCUGGGCAGUUCUGA